This is a messenger RNA of Phyllotreta striolata, 4677 nucleotides long. The record is from the annotation of a GenBank genome assembly. NCBI's taxonomy places the organism in Eukaryota, Metazoa, Arthropoda, Insecta, Coleoptera, Chrysomelidae.
UAAUGAUCCAUUAUUUUUACCGUCCGGUUUCGAUUUAGGGCUCGUUCUAGUCGAGCAUGGAGUGACCGUCGAUAUAGGUCUCCAUGGACGACGCGGCGAUUCAAACUGACCGCGAUCGAGUGUAUCAGAGGCCUUUCUCCAUCGGUGAGUACUCGUAAAUUCGUAAUGAACGUGAAUUAUUCAAUAUUUUUGAUAAUUACAGUGGAAUUAAAAUAUCUGUAGCGUCGAUUUCUUUUGCUUGUAGACGUUUAUUUUGUCGGUGUGGAAUGGAUAAGUGCGGGGUUAUGAUUAAUGGUUUAGCGAAUUCAUCAAGAAUGGUUCAUAAGAAUUAUUUAGUAGGAAUAAAAUCUAGGGCAAACAUCUUUAAAAAUACAAGUCAUUUAAGGAAACUUUCUAUAUGUACAUUAAUACUGGCGAUAAUAUUCUUUAUUAUAAUGGUUAUAUUUAUUUCGUUAUACCUAAACAAAAAAUCCAAAUUAUGCACAUCCAUCGAAUGUCUGCGAGCGGCCAGCAACUACCUAUCAUCGAUGAAUUCCAGCGUCGAUCCCUGCGACAAUUUCUACGAAUUCGUGUGCGGCAGAUGGUCGAACGAGCACCCAAACCACGGCUGGUGGAGCUCCUUCUCCAGCUUCACCACCAUCAGCGAGAAAAUCGCCAUUACCGCCAGAAACGCGCUGACCAAUCCGCCCGAUGCCAGCGAGCCCGAAGCCGUUCGAAAGAGCAAGAAUUUUUACACCUCUUGCAUCGAUUCAGAAACCAUCGACAAUUUGGGUUUGACGACUAUUUACCCUUACUUGGGAAAGUUAAAUUUGCCGAUCGUGCCGAGUUUACUGAACGCCAGCAAUUCUUCGGCGGUGAAAUUCGAUUGGCUUCGAACGGACGCUUUGGCUAAGCAGUACCUAUUGAUGGAUUUGUUCAUUGGGGCGACUGUGGGGCCGAAUAUCUUUAACGGCUCGCAGAACGUGCUAUACGUGGGUAAAAUUUACCAAACGACUCCUCUACCGAGUCCUUUGAAGAAGAGUCAGAAGCCGUUAAAUAAAAGAGAUACAAAUCAGGAAUUGAAAAGAACAGUAAGAAGUAAUAUUAUUAAGUAUUUGAUAGGUCAAGUGGUCUUCAACACUACAGGAACCACGCCAGCUGCCAAUUUGCUGGAAAAUGCCGCUGAUGUUAUCAUGGAUAUAUCCGAUUUUGUCGAUGAGAUCGUUUCUAACACAACCGAUCCGUUCGAAGAAGAAGACGAAACGUACUCGAUACCAAUACGGAAACUCCAACAGGAAAUCGCCGGUAAACAACCGAAAAAUUUCCUAAUCGACUAUUUCAACGAGCUCUUCAAUCGCACGAACGUCACUAUUAACCCCGAUUCCGACCUGGUUUACGUGACCGACGCCGACGUAACUUACCUGAAGACGGUCGUGAAUUAUUUAUCCGAAACGCCGGAUGUCGAGGUCGAGCUCUACACUUGGUGGACGAGCGUUUACGCCAUGAUUUUCAGCACCUCCGACAAUUUUACCGAGCACAUCAAGAAGGAAUUGAACUCGUACGCCCGCGAUCAGGAGAAGAUUGUUCGGUCCAGGUCUUUGGAGUGCGCUUUGCUGACCAAUAACUACAUGGGUUAUGCGGUGAGUUACGCGUUGGCGGACAGAUCCUUCGCAUCGGAUACGAAACCGAAAGUGGAGAUUAUGAUAGAAGAGAUCAAGAACGCUUUCGUGGCUCACGUGAAAGGCAUACGCUGGAUGGACGGGAAAACUAAACGAGCCACAUUAGAAAAAACCAAGGAAAUGCUCACGUUCGUGGGUUAUCCUGAUUGGUUAUUCCAGAAAGGCAAACUGGAUGAGCAUUACAGUGAUUACGUUAUAGAGCCGGGGAGGUUUUUGGAUAACAUGGUAAGCGUGAUAAAUUCGCACGCGAUAGACAAUUUGAAUUCUUUGAGAAAAACGCACAAAAGGGACUGGUACACUGAGCCGACUGAAGUAAAUGCUUUCAAUUCGUUUUCCGAUAACGCUAUAAAUGUACCGUUCGCGAUUCUGAAUUUUCCCUUGUACAAUUUAGGUCUCGAAGCGUUGAAUUAUGGCGCAAUUGGGUCGAUUUUAGGGCACGAAAUCAUCCAUGGAUUCGAUAAUAUAGGAAGAAAGCACGAUAAAUACGGCAAUUUUAUACAAUGGUGGACGAAUCAAACGAUAGAAUCCUUCGAAGAUUUAACGGAUUGUUUCGUCAAACAGUACGAUAAUUUCACCAUAAAAGAAGUAGGAGAGGUCAACGGGAGAGCCACGUUAGGUGAAAAUUUAGCGGACAAUGGCGGUUUGAAUCAGGCGUACAAAGCGUACGUGAAUUACGUGCGUAAAAACGGGGAAGAACCGAGACUGCCAGGGUUUCAAAAGUACAAUAAUUACCAAAUGUUUUUUAUAGCGUAUUCCAGCAUUUGGUGCGAGACGAUAAACGCUUCAGAUUUGGAAGAUCAACUGGAAUACGACGAGCACUGCCCGAAUUUCAUAAGAGUUUUGGGAUCUCUGCAAAAUUCCGAGGAUUUUUCCAGAGAAUUUCAUUGCCCAAAAGGGAGCCCGAUGAAUCCUGAUGUAAAGUGCAAAAUAUGGUAAAAUAGUUAAUAAAAUGUUUUUAGAAAAAAAUGUGUGGAUUUUAAUGAGUUUUAUGAAUAAAAACGACGGUUUAUUACACAUUUUUUUAUUAAGGCAAUUGUGCUUGUUACGUAAAUAAAAAUAACAUAAUUAAAUCAAAUCGAAUAAAAAUGAAAAUACGAAUAUUUUUUUUUUCUAAUAUCUAAAUAACAAUCACUGGAAUAGUGUAAAAUGACAAAGCAAAAAUAACAUAAAAAAACCAUUUCAGCUUAGCUUAACUUACAAAUUAACCACGACUAGCCCAAAAUAUAGCAAUUUUUGUAUUUUAUUCUGUUUAUUGCAUUCUAAAAUCGUCUAUUUCUAGAAAAUUUUUAUCCUACCACUUUUAAACUUAGUACCUUAGUUUAAUAUUCCGAUAUUUACAAAUUACACCUAAUAUGUAUCUAUUAAAUCAAUGUACAGCUGCAUUCAACACAAAAAUAAUUAAACAUUAAAGUUGAUUACACGUAUAGAUUUAUAAUUUGCAAAUAUCGAGAACUUACACAAACUACAAUAGUUUUUAAGCUCUCCCGUCAAAAGUAAGAAAUUAAUUUCAAAUUAUCCGCUUAAGAAAAUUCAGUGUAAUGUUAAUCGAGUUCGAUUUUAUUAAAAAAUACUUAGUUGUAAUUAAAAAUAAUGAGGAAUAACUAAGGCAAGUUAAUAAAAUAAUACUAAAAUUGAUUCAACAAAUCUUCUGAGUAUAGUAAAAGAACAUUAAAAUAGGCAAAUGAGGUUUGAAUAUUUUUAAUAAAACACGAACUCUACAAUAUUCAAGCACUCUUCUAAAUCUGUAUAAAUAUAUAAUCAAUAAAUAGAACAUUUUUCCACUUAAAUAUAAUAGCUACUCUACAAUGAAAAAUUCAGGCAAGUAAGAAGGUCGACAACGGUCGUAAUUUAUUUGCAUUCUUAUUAUUUCAGAAAUAAAAUAGAUGUUAAAUUCCUACAAUCGAUAAAUUAUUAUUUCCCGAGCAGAUCUCGUCACUCAAUCGAACAAAAAAUAAUUUAAAGAGAAAGUUUCGAAGUGUAAAUGAAAAUAAGUGAGAAGUUUUCCCAACUAGCUUUUAUCACAUCUUCCCAUAUAAAUUUAGAAAGUUCAAAAGAACUACUCGCACGCAUUCUAAUAUCCUUUUCAAAUAUCCAUCGAAUAAGUUGAUUUAACUUUUGUAGACUUUUAUUGGUCCAUUGUCACAUCGAAAUUAUACACGCAUAAUUCCAUCAAAAUAGCUUCAGAAAUUUUUCCCUCAACGAUUUUUGGCAACGCGCUCUAUCACUCAUCAACUCACCAUCAUACGAAUAAAUAAAGGUUUUAAAAAUUCUUGCACACUAAUCAAUUUUGCAGUGAAAUUCACAAAUAAGAUAUUCGUAGAACAAAACCCCGUUGUCACAUAAAAAUCAUUUCAUAUCGACGAUAAACUGGAGAGAAAUACAGCAUUUUACUAAACAGUUAAACCUACUUGGAAAGCUGAAUCGUGUAUAAUAAGCAAACAAAUUAAACACGUUGAGUAUUGUUCACCUUAAAGUCUCUGUCUGAAUUUUUAAAGGCUUUACAGAAAAUUUCGGAUUUGGCUUUUCAGAGGAACACCAUCCUAUACACACAAGGUGAUGUAAUAACGAUACAUACGGCAAAAAUUUAGGAAUUAAAAAAAUAUACACAACGUUCAAGUAUAAACCAUUUUAUUAUUAUUAGACCACCCUGUAGAGCGAAACACUCGAACGUUUUCUACGGAAAACGUCUUUACCCUUACCUUCUAAAAAAAUCGGUGAUGUAAAAUUCAUUUCUAUUAAAAACCACGGCGCGCCAAAACGGAUCCGUCAAAAGCGCGACGUCCGUUUUGGUCACGCGAUAAAUGCACAGAGAAAAGCUUGACCUUUCUUCAAUCGUUAAAAUUAGUUGCUUUGAUUUACGUUUUAAAGAAGCCGUAGAAGUUUAAAAUGCACUGCAAGUUUUAAAAUAAGCGAACCCGCCUCUUCAUGUCGCUCCUCUUCCACUGCGGCAUGCGGUAGAAAUCCGAUCUCGCCACGCCGAAACACGCCUCGAACUCUUGAUCGGACAAAUGUCUCUGAA